This is a messenger RNA of Striga hermonthica, 267 nucleotides long. NCBI's taxonomy places the organism in Eukaryota, Viridiplantae, Streptophyta, Magnoliopsida, Lamiales, Orobanchaceae. The record is from the annotation of a GenBank genome assembly.
AUGGCGACUCUUUAUCUGCCGCACAUUCCACACCAAAAUUACCAUAUUGUUCCCACCGGCAAUCUUCCUCCUCCAGCUAAACGGAGUUUGUACAAGGCUGAUUUUCCGGCGAUAAACUCGAGCGCCGUCCUGACAGAGAUUAAAAGACCGCCGGAGCUGGGAAAACUCUUCGCUCGCAUGAUGGGAUUUUGCAUCUGCCCGUUGGAUACGCCGGCGAGGUUGCUCUGGUGCUCGAGCUUCUUCCGCCACAAGCUAAUGUUAUUCUAA